UUGCGGGUCUACGUCAAAGGUGACAACGAGCCAAAAGCUACACGAUUUUUAAUUUGACUCGUAGCAACUGCGCAAGGGUGGCGCGAGGUGUCAGUGACAAGGUGUAUCUAACCUUAAAAUGCGAUCAUCCGUGAUAACCAAUGUGAUUGUACUGUUUGGACUGCAUUUGUCGUAUUGGUGUUGGAACACGGUAGAUGCCAGCGGCGGGGCACUCGACACGAGCUCGAACUUUCAAUCUGGUUCAACUGGAGGUUCACAUUCCAAAGUUACGGCAUUCUCCGCGACACUUACCGAUGGAUUAGCGCAAGCCGUUGCUCACGAAGCUGGUUUAGAAGCUAUCAAAUCACUCCACAGUCAACUAGACGAUGAUGCCAAUGGAAAUGUGGAUCUUACAGAGUCAGAUGAUUUUUUAAGAGAAGAGUUACAAUAUGAAGCUGGGUAUGAAAGGAGACAGAGGGCUUUCCAUCAUAAUGAUGAUAUGCAUAUUAGUGUUCGAGAACUUUGGGAAGCCUGGCUAAGGUCAGAGGUUCAUAAUUGGACUAUAGAACAAACAUCAGAAUGGUUAGCUUCUAGUGUAGAUCUUCCACAAUAUGUUCCUACUUUUAUACAACACCGUGUAACUGGUGCUACACUUCCAAGAUUGGCUGUGAACAAUAUGCAAUACCUAAGUAAUGUGUUAGGCAUCAAGGAUCCCAUUCAUAAACAAAAAAUUGCCUUAAAAGCUAUGGAUGUAGUUCUUUUUGGGCCACCAAAGGAUACUGGACAUGGCAUCAAAGAUACGGUAUUAAUAACAUUGUUUUUCGGAGUGUGUAUAGGAUGUUGGUAUGCAUAUCGGCAGAGGCAAGACUCAAAGAAACAUCUCCACAGAAUGAUGAAGGAUAUGGAGAGUUUACAUAAAGCAGAAUUGGCAUUGGAGGACUUGCAAAAAGAAUUGGAGAGGGCACGAAUGGAACAAGAAAGUGUAACUACUGAGAAACAAAACUUAGAGAAACGUUUACAAGACGAAAGUGUGGGAUUGCACGCUUCUUACUCCGAUCUCGAAGUUUCUCAAUUAAAGGCAGAAAUCGAAAUGUUAAAAGUUGAAUUGCAACGUGCAGAGGGCGAACUCGAAGACAGAUGUUGGUCUCCUCCUUCUGGAUUGCAACAUUGGUUACAAUUAACUCACGAAAUUGAAAAUAAAGCAUAUACCAAGAAAAAGAUAUCUGCAGAGAAACAGUUGCAACAAGCACGAGAAGCAUGCGAGAAACUGCGAAAAAAACGAUCGAGUUUAGUAGGAGCGUUUGUUUCAACUCAUGGAAAAUCGAUUGAUGAAGUUGACAAAAGUAUAGUUGAGGCAAGAACUGCUCUAAACGAAGUCACCGCAGAAUUGCAAGAAAGAGUACAUCGUUGGAAGCAAAUUGAGCUGUUAUGUGGCUUUAAUAUAAUAAAUAAUAAUGGUCUAAGUUAUUUAGAAACUGUUCUAUACAGAGGAACUCCUAACGGUCGAGGUCUUGGACUCAGAGGUCGACUCAGUAGCCAAGAUGACUUAGACGACGAAGCAAGUUCAGUUUACUCGCCUUCAACAUGUGGUGCCGCAGGUACACUAGACAGCCUAAUGUGGAAGGAGUCGUCGGUUCCUCCAGACUCGUCCAGCAGUGAAACCGGGAAGGAUACACCACCAGAGAGUAACGUUGUACAUUUCACCGUCGGCGAUGGGCCCGUCGAGCCCGUCAGAGCAUCCAGCAAAGAGAAGUCCAACAUCACGCGUUCCCACAGUCAAGACACGAGCAUGCCUCUCGCCGUCGAGAACAAGACUACCACACCAUUCCUGUCGAAGUCGUCUUAUUCAGAGAAUUCGUUGGAUUCGUCGAGCCAAGAUCGAUCAGGGCAGCAAAAAAUUGGUCCAACGUUCGCGACGACCGCGAGUACCACCAGCAUCAACUCCACGACAACGACGAGCAUAUCGAGCAGUAGCAGGAAAGCGUUGAAGGAGCCGCAACAACAGUCAACGGUGGACGACGAAACGUUAUCGACGGACUCGAACUCGACCACGGACAACGACGAGUCGAAAAAACGACGCCGGAAGAUGCUGUUCACGUUCAGGAGGAACAAGACCAAGGUCACGUUAUGAAGCCCGCUAGUCAACAUAACAUACACUAUAUAUCUGUGUUGUAACGUUCUUACUUAACGCUAACUCACCUGCGAUCGAUUAAUUGUGUCAUUACGAGCCGCAACGUGCACUUAAAACAUGAUGAAAACGACUUGUCUCCGCGAACCGGUUGAUCAUUAAUUAGCGAUUAGAUACAGCCGGUACAUAUACGUAUACGUACAUACAGACACACAUUAUCUGUACACGCAAAUAGAGGGACAGGUAUAGUUUGGCGGAACAUCGAUGACUUCCCUUCGUUGACCCUUUGGUCUGCAUCAAAUCGGACGUUGGCAUUUAAUCUCGCUUCUAUACAAGCCCAAUGCUAUUGAAAUUGAUUGUACGAGUUUGAGAGCUUCCAUCGUGUAUUGCUGUAUUGCAGAAGGCAGGUAGAAAAACAGGGGAAAUUAGAAAGUAUCGUAUGAAUUAUGGAAAUGGUACUUACUCUUCAGUAAACUCUCGAUGGAAGAGCAUUCGAAUACGACUUAGGGGUUAGUUACUUAGUCAAUCCAGUUUCGGUAGUUUCUAGGUACUGUAUGUAAUUGGUGUCGAAGCUCCUUGUAAUAUAAAUAUGGCAAACAAACGCAGCUACGAACGUUCAAAUCUUAUUAGAUUUUGAGAAACGUAGCUGCCUCUUUGCAAUCUGUACAUUAAUGUAUGAUACAAGCAUAAGGAAGGGAUUUUGUUAAGGAAUUGUACAGUAUGAGCUUGACGCAUAACGAAAUUGAUUAUGCCAGUGUCUGAUUAAUUAUACAAUAAUAGUAGUGUCACGGUUUAAAGAAGCGUUAGUUAAGUAAGUCUAAGAAAACGAGAAAAACAUACCUAACGGCCAACGAUGGAGAGAUAGAUAAUUCUGAGAGUUAGAAGCGAUGUUCCGCUCUGCUACUGUCGUGUAGAAUGUUUUUGGUGCCCUGCUGUGUCUCCUAUUCUGCCAAAUCUUCGUUCUGUUCGCAACCAGACAUCAUCAAGCGACGUCCAAUUUAGACAGCUAGAUUUUUAAACCCGCGAAAUUCUUUAAUCACGACAAUAUUUUGGCUCAGGGAUGGGCGAUCUUUUCUCUAUACCCGUGUACCUCCUUUUCAAUUUCAGGUAGAAUUGUAUACCGACAGCUCUCUGUCUCAUUCAUUGUAAUUUAAAUUGAGCUUCUUUUUCGCUGGAACGUUCCUUUAAUUUCCCCUUUGUAUUCCACUGAAUAGUAUCCAGCAGCUGUUCACUUUUCGAUUAGUCUCUCUGAAAUAAAAGAAUCUCAAUUUUAAAUAUUUAUAAUAAAUAUAAAUUGUCUUUGGAUUAAGUUUUGUAGUAAGUUAUGAUAGUGAAAAUUGAUCUUUGAACAGCUACAAUGAACACGAUAUUUUACAAUCUCUAACAACGUAUUCACCUCUUCUUUGAAGCAGUGGAAAUACUUUACUUGGUCCAUUCCUAUUCUUUCGUGCAUUUUCAUUCUUAAAAUUAUUUCGAACGCCAGUAAAACAAUGAAUGAAGUUCUAGAAAGAUUUCAUAAUCGAUUACAAUUUAUAAAAAUGUAUGUUCCUCCGAUGUUUCUCCAUGACGAUACUCGGCCUAAGUAAUCAUUAAGCGAAAUCUACUAAGAAAGAAGCUUCUGUCGUAUCUGCUUUAACAAGUUCUUCAUUUCUUGACUAUAAUUCACGAGUCCGGUAUUAUAAUUCCAACAUAGAUCUUUAUUUAAAGAAAAAGAAAAGCGAUCGCUCAUUCCUAGAUCCAUCGUGACUUGUUUCUCUUGCGCAAAAACACGAAAUUCUAGCGUACUGAAGCUUUCGUUCCUUUUUUUUUUGUUUCUUUUUCAAUCGAUGAACUAGUGGUAGUCGUUAAAUGUAAAUCUUCUUUCUGUUUUCUUUUGUCUUUUCUCCCUUUCAUUUUUCGUAUUCAUUGUUUUUUUGGCCCCUACAGUACAGGUCCAGCACAAAUUCUUCCUCUUCGCCUUCCUAUUUGAUUUCUUAAUAUACACUUAAAUAUCGCGAUCUCACACACUUUAUCAUUUUUUAUCUUUGCUUUGCUUUUUGCAAAUUACAAUUGCCCUCUAUCUUUCUUCGUAUUACGCUGAGUUAUUAUAUCCUUCUUUAUCCGAAUGUGUCUUCAUUUCUUGAAAAACUUGCGAAAUUUAAUGACGAUAUUUUCCAUUUAAUCGCGUUCGGUUAAACAGCACGAAUAUCAGAUUCCAUUGUUGAAUUUGGUGUAUCUGUAAGGAGCAGAGCUCUGUUCUGAAAUAGGCGAUAAUAAGAUAAGAGAAUACCUAAAAUAUCUUCAACUAUUAAGUCAUCCCACGAGUGAGGUAGCGUUUUUAAUAUUAUCUUUUUAAGAACACAAUUAAACACAAUAAAAACACAAAUAACAAUUGAAAGAGGAUUUGCAGUUGAUCAGAUUUCAAGUAUUUUCCAAAGUAUGUGAAUUUUGAGUAAUUCUCAUUUUUUAGAAGUGAAAUUGUUCACCUAACCGCAGUCAACCAUAAUAUUAGUUCCUUGCUUGAUAAAAUUCAUACUUGUGGAAUGACAUAAUAACAAAUGAUCAUAAAGAGAUUUAGGACACUCAUCCUUCGAGGUUCAUGAAGAUUUGUAAAUAGAAUAUCGUUGAAAAGCAAUAAUCAUUAAGACGUCUCUGUUUUUCUUCCUAUACGUGACUUUACACGAUAAUGUGUGCAAGUAUUACUAGGUUUAACACUACGAAUAAAGCUCACGAAUCUCAAAGGAGAGAGAGGAAGGGAACUAGCAUAAAAACUGACUUUUGUGCUUGCCUUGUACCACAUAGAGAAUCUCUAGUUCAAAUUAUUUACAGUCUUCCAUGAAUCAUAAAAGAGUACAUAAAUCGUGACAUUUUAUCGUCGCGUUUUUUAUUCAAUUUAUGCGCCGUUUAUUCUUCUUUUCUCCUUCUUUUUUCAAACGACUCGUUCAUAAUAUUGCGACACCUUCUAAUGUUUAAACGAUUAUGGUCUGCCUGAAAUCAAUUAGUCGUUCAAGGCCAUCGAAUAAUCUCUAUUGUUUCAUAUACUUUAGAAUUUCGUUCAUCAUUAUAAUAGUGGAGAACGCUAUUACACAGAUUAUCUAGAAAUCUGAAAGCUUAGGAUAUUAUUAGUACGGAAUGGAAAGCACUAUCUAACUCCCUUUGUAACAGCGUUGAAAAAUUAUCGAGAUAGAGGUUUAGCAAGGAGGAAAGGGUACGAUGAUUUAUAAUUAAGAAAGUGACCUUAAGUGACUGACUGUUUUUGGUCAGACUGUAGAAUUAACUUAUUAUCGCUUCCUCGUAUUACGCAUAAUUCUCUACAGUUGUCGCGCGUGGCAACGAACAUACAAUACAGGACGAAGUGGUUUCUUCCUUUCUUAUCAUAUUUUUCUCAUUUUAUGUAUAUACACUGUAUAUGUACGUAUAUACAUUAUGUACACACACACACAUGCACACACAAGUAUGUCCGUGUACAUAUAAACGUAGAAGCUUAAAAGCGGUGAGGCUGGAACUCUCUGAAACUUAUACCAUGUAAAGAAGGAUAGUGCGAUAAGAUUUAAACUCGAGUAUUAAAUCGACCAUUAUCACAUGAAUAUGCGAAGCUACUGUUACAGACAAUUUUGAUAAGUGUCAUCGCCCUCGCGUCGAUUAACUUUCCGUGCGCCGGUUUCUCCAUAAUCGAAGAGGAAUUCUAUCUUGGAAAUUUAAUGAUGCGCUCGACUCGAAUUCUAAUUAGCAAAAGUUUGUAAUUGGCACGUGAAAUCGGAAAAUUCGAGAGUUAGGAGGUUCGAGAAGCUGAAAACUUGGAAGCUUAACAAUUUGAAAGUCAUUGAAAUACGCGAACGUCUAGAAAUUGAUGAAGAUGAAAAUUCGAGAGAACCUAGACCACGGAGAGUUUGAAUAAACGCUUAUUGUCCUUUUUGUUUCACUUGUUCUUCCAAAAUGCCUGCACGAUUAAUCGACCACUUUCGCUUGAUCUUCUCUCUUGUGCUACCCGAUGUUUUUAAUAUUUAUUUUGUUGUGCAUCUUUACCCUGACCCAAGAGCAGUGGAUUUCGUUCGCUAUUUUGCGGUUUUUCUACGUGUAUCCUGGAAAAUCUUCCUUUUGUUUCGCCCUUAUUCCUUUUCCCUUUCACGCGAUGCGCAUUCCUCUUGCCAGCUUAUUGUUCCAGAUGACGCUUACUUAGCUCCUCUCCUAACUGGCAAACUGACACAUUUGUAUCUCAGGGUUAGUCUCAGUUUCUUUUUCUGAUCACGACAACGUACUAAUUAUGAGUACGAUCACGAGUGUGUUUUUCGGGGGCGUCUCUCUAUCUGUAGAGAUACACACGUUUGAACAGACAUCGAUCCAGACCUCUGGACGAGUUACUUAGGGACGUAUUGUAAGAGAGCAAUAAGCGAAGCGAUCUGACGUUCAAUGGACCAAGUUCGAUUAACGUUAUGUAGCGUUACGUGAAAAAUAAGAAGAGGUAUAGUUGCAAGCAUCGAUAGUUGGAACGUUCUUCUAGGCUCAAUCAUAGUAUUAUAGAAUAGUAGCAUCAGGGAAGAUUGUCGUAGUUAAGUAUUUAAACAAACUUUUAUCUCGAACGAGAUAUCACAGCUUGCGAGGGCUUCCGUAUAUGUAAAAAUACAGCCGUAUAAUCGUAUCAAUUUUAUCGUAACACACUGUUUACCAAUUAUACAAAUCUGCCAACUUUAUCAUUACAGUAGUAUCGUUGUUAAAAUGCUUGAGAGAAAAUGGUCCAAACUCUAUUCAGGGCACACUUUUUCGAUAUUUAAAGAUGUAGAUAACGAAACUGCUAGGUAAACGUUGCGUUAAAUUUGAGAAAGUGUGUAUCCGUUGAUUCAUCUGCAGUCUUCUACAGCAGAAAAGUUUUUUCAAAAAUAUCUUUCUUCUUUAGCUUGUAUCCGAUUGUUCCGCGAAAAGGUUUCAUCUUCGAAUGAAAUCAAUUUUCCUAUAGGUAUACGAUGCAUUACGUUCGAUUAAAAACUUAAGACUGCAAUGAAUUAAUAAGUGAGAAAAUCUUGCAAUAGCAAUAUGUAACACGUGUGACACUCGUGUUCCCCAGCAGAACUGAAAAAGAAAUAUUGUUAAUAUCUGAUGUAUAAAUCAUGUUUCCCUUUGUCGGGUAUGCUAUGUUCUCCAAAUGAAAAGAAACAAGAAAGAAGAAAGAAGCUCACUCCCACGAUUUAAGUCGUUGAUCAAACCGCCUGACAUCUUUAUGGUUGUAUGAUUUAUCGUAAGAGCUGACAUACGGAAUAAAAGCAAAGGUCAAUUUUAACUAGCUCUUUGCGACGUUCUUCUCGUGCAAACUAUAAAUUGUAUUCCCUGCGUGAAACCUGGGAACCUUUCUCGACUGG
This is a messenger RNA of Bombus impatiens (common eastern bumble bee), 7440 nucleotides long. RefSeq names its product stromal interaction molecule homolog (gene Stim). The transcript has 11 exons. Gene Ontology annotation, cellular component: plasma membrane; endoplasmic reticulum. Bases 119 to 2110 code for a protein of 663 amino acids. Gene Ontology annotation, molecular function: calcium channel regulator activity; protein binding; calcium ion binding. NCBI's taxonomy places the organism in Eukaryota, Metazoa, Arthropoda, Insecta, Hymenoptera, Apidae. The record is from RefSeq and is a predicted model, not a curated record. Gene Ontology annotation, biological process: intracellular calcium ion homeostasis; store-operated calcium entry; activation of store-operated calcium channel activity.